AUGACGCCGACGCGCGAAUGCGAUCUCUCACGGGAGAUCGAAAGCGAGCGUCUAACUACUCAGAGUCACCAAUGUGCGGGCGUCGCAGCGAGGGAUCCGGAAGAGCCGCCGCGCGAACACCGUUACGGCAUUAGCGUUUUUGCAGCCGCCAUCAGUGGGACAGGAGCGGCACUCCCGUGCAUCGGGAAGCCAAUCAAUUACAUAUUAGCU
Iphiclides podalirius (scarce swallowtail) is the source of this 210-nucleotide messenger RNA. The record is from the annotation of a GenBank genome assembly. NCBI's taxonomy places the organism in Eukaryota, Metazoa, Arthropoda, Insecta, Lepidoptera, Papilionidae.